Messenger RNA from Chaetomium strumarium, 2148 nucleotides. RefSeq names its product cytochrome P450. Lineage: Eukaryota; Fungi; Ascomycota; Sordariomycetes; Sordariales; Chaetomiaceae. Bases 196 to 1974 code for a protein of 592 amino acids. The record is from RefSeq and is a predicted model, not a curated record. Gene Ontology annotation, molecular function: monooxygenase activity; iron ion binding; oxidoreductase activity, acting on paired donors, with incorporation or reduction of molecular oxygen. The transcript has 5 exons.
UCCAUGCCCUCGGACGUCCGCCACCUGAGCGUAUGAUGCCUAGACCCAUGGCGCCUGCCGGAUAACCCACAGUUUUCCCGUGACUUGUCCAUCUCGCCUCCUUCACCGUUUCGUUUCUUCCACACAACGUCCACCUGCGUUUUGACCCUGUCGUUUCUCGUCAUUCCUUUUGAUUCUGAACGACCAACUUUCAGGAUGCUCACAUUAUUGUUAAUCCUCAUCAUCAUCAGCGCGACUCUCCUGGCAGUACAGCGAUAUCUUGAGCAGCGGAGGUUGCCACCGGGUGUGCGGCCGCUGCCAGGGCCUUGGGGCCUUCCCUACAUCGGUCGCGUCCACGACGUCCCGGCCAAGGCGCCGUGGCUCAAAUUCUACGAAUGGGGCAAGAAGUAUGGGCCCAUCUACCAGUCGAAGAUCUUCGGCUCGGUGCACGUCUGGAUCUCGUCGGAGAAGGUUGCCCACGACCUUCUCUCCAAGCGAGCGGCGAUCUACUCGGACCGGCCUUUGAUACCGGGCCUGCCUGACAACCGCACCAGCGGUGACUACCUCGCCCUCCUGGGACGGACCGACACAUGGAAGCGUCAGCGGAAACUCUGUAACCAUCUGAUGCACGUCAGCGCCCUCGAUUCUCUCCACUCGUACCCGACCCGCGAGCGUGACCGCUUUCUGUACCUGAUGUACCACGACGCAAGCCAGUACCUCGAAUGGAUUGAGCAGUUCACCAGCCGGACCAUCUCGCGCCUCUCGUGGGGCACGCCGCGCCCCAGCCAGAUCCUGCGCCACACCACGUUCGGCCUGCUCGAGACGAUCAGCCCGUCAGGCGCGCUGCCCAACCUGAUCGGCUUCCUCCGCCAUGUCCCCGCGGCGCUCAGCCCGUGGAAGAAGAAGGAAGCGCGGCGGCACGAGCUCGAGGACCGGGCGUUCCGCGCCAACGUCGGCUUUGCCGCAGAGAGCAUUCGCGAGGGCUGGCCGCUGCCGAGCUUCAUCCGGACCUUCCUCGAGAGCAAGCAGAGCCCGGACGAGCGGGAGCGGACGAAGUGGGGGGAGCAGGACGAGGCCAUGCACGUGGUCGGCCUCAUGGCCAUCGCCGGGGCCCUCACCAUCGGCAGCCCGAUCCAGAGCUACCUGCUGGCUAUGUGCCACUACCCGAAGUGGCAGCGCAAGCUGCAAGACGAGAUCGACCGCGUGCUGCAGGGCAGGUGUCCGCAGUGGGAGGACCGCGAGAACCUGCCGUUGUUGAGGGCCGUGGUCAAGGAGGUGAUCCGGUGGCGGCCGCCUGUGCCGACGGGGAUCCCCCAUGCCGUCGAAACGGACGACGUCUACGACGGAUACUUUGUCCCAGCCGGUGCCACGAUCCACGCGCUGGAGUGGGCCAUCACGCGCGACGAGUCAACCUACCCGCAACCGGACGAGUUCAACCCGGACCGCUGGCUCAACCCAGACUACCCGACCUACCGCGAGCCGCUGACGCACUAUCCUAACCUGGCGGGCUUCUCGCAGUUCGGCUUCGGCCGCCGGACCUGCCAGGGCGUGCCCGUCGUGGAGCAAGACCUGUUCCUGACCAUGGGCGGGCUGGCGUGGGCGUUCGACAUCCGCAAGCAGAUCGACCCGGAGACCAACAAGGAGAAGCCCGUCCACUGGCUCGACUACACGCCGCUGCUGAUCGCCAAGCCCGUGCAGUUCCCGUUCGACGCGGUGCCGCGGUCCGAGGAGAAGGUGCAGCGCAUGCGCGCCAUGUUCGAGGCCGCUCGCGACCCGUGGCUCCCCACCGGUGAUGGCAUCCGGCCCCUGGACAUCAGCCAGUUCGAGCCGGACCUGGGGCGGCGCAUCUACGGCGAUUACGACACGGAUGUGCGGUGCGCCGGGGGGAGCGAUGGGCAGUUGUCGCCUGCUUUGGAGCCGUCCGCCCCUGCCGUCGACCAAAACCAGUCGGCGGCGUGCUCCCACCGGAGGACCUGGUCCACCGACGAUCAUUGAGAGGAGGAUUGGCACUUGGUGGAAUUGGAGGCCCCGGACGGGACUUCUGAUCGGGAUCGCCGAUGACUGCGCCAGGCCUGUGAUCAGUUUCGACGCUGAGGGGUUUCUUUUUGCUGGACGGAUUGGAUUUUGAUGCGGUUGACAGUGUUGAAUGGUAUCAGCUUGGUAGGCAUA